AUGGCCUGCGAGGCCCUGCGGCGCAGCGCGGGCCACUGCGAGGCCUUCUGCGGGCAGUACGCCGGGGACGACGGCUUCCUUAUGUACCUCGUUGAGCAGGCCCCUUGUCUGAAGAGCCUUCGCCUUAUUUCCUGCAACCUUGUCUCAAAUGAAGGACUUACGGAGGCUGUGAAAGGGCUCCCUCUGCUUGAGGAGCUCGAGCUCUCGCUAUGA
Miscanthus lutarioriparius is the source of this 213-nucleotide messenger RNA. NCBI's taxonomy places the organism in Eukaryota, Viridiplantae, Streptophyta, Magnoliopsida, Poales, Poaceae. The record is from the annotation of a GenBank genome assembly.